UUAUAAACAAACGAGACAUAAACAAUGAAGAUAAUUAAAAAUGUAAACAUGUUUUUAAUUAUUGAAUAAAAUGAUAAUUGAUAUCCAGCUCAUUCAAGUAAGGAAUGUUAAAUGAUUUCGCAACAGUGAUAAUUGUUUAAUGCAGAAACUUAUAAUCAGUAAUUUUAAAUAAUCUACUGUACCACAAAGUUUUGCAAAGGUAAAGAGUACUUAGACUUUUUAAAAUGGUUCGUGCUUGGUAUAUGGAUAAUGAUGACAAAGAUCAACGUCUGGAGCACCAAAAAGAUCCUCCAGAAUUUAUAGAUUUACCAGAAUUGCUGAAUAGCACGGGAGUGGAGUACUUCAAACUCAAUAUGAAAACGUUAAACACAGAUGGAGUACUGGAUAAAAUUAAACAAGAAAGAGGCUACAACUAUGAAGAUGAGAUAACAUGUUCCGAGAAGUGUUUGGAAAACUAUGCAGAAAAGUUGAAGAUAUUUUACACAGAGCAUUUACACACCGAUGAAGAAAUACGGUUAGUCGUAGAAGGUUCUGGAUACUUCGAUGUGAGAGAUCAAGAUGAUAAAUGGAUCCGGAUAGAAGUGGUGCCUGGAGAUUUGUUGAUUUUGCCCAGUGGUAUUUAUCACAGAUUUACUUUAGACAGUAAUAACUUCAUUAAAGCUAAACGGUUCUUUAUCGGAGAACCUGUUUGGACUCCCCACAAUAGACCAAAAGAUGAAAUGGAUUGCAGAAAGGAGUAUCUUGAAAAAUUAACAAUGGGAAAUUUUGUAAAAAGUCAUUAAUGUAAUAUUUGAAUUAUGUUCUUCCUAAAUAUAUAUUAGUUUGUUGUUU
This is a messenger RNA of Diabrotica virgifera virgifera (western corn rootworm), 831 nucleotides long. RefSeq names its product acireductone dioxygenase (gene Adi1). Gene Ontology annotation, molecular function: acireductone dioxygenase [iron(II)-requiring] activity. Bases 225 to 782 code for a protein of 185 amino acids. Lineage: Eukaryota; Metazoa; Arthropoda; Insecta; Coleoptera; Chrysomelidae. The record is from RefSeq and is a predicted model, not a curated record. The transcript has a single exon.